UCAGCAGAGCAUUCGGGGCAGGGAGAGAUCUUGUCAACAUUCAAUUCCUUGUAUCCAUUACGGAUAUCAACGGUCCUACGCUGGCGACCCGAUUGUUCCGCGUCCGAAAUUACCAAGUCAGCACCGCGUCCACCUUGUCCCACCGAAGCAAUCGGCAGCAUCACUGAGAAAUUAAAAUAAAUACAGAUCUCGACUUCUUUUGUUGAAUUGCAGACACAUGCUCCGGCAAUGGCUUUGCAGAAGCAGCGGAGCAGCCCGCUCCCUCGUUUGCUCCCGGUGCUGCAAAUGCUACAACCGGCCGCUUCGACUUUCAGCACAUAGUCCCCCACUCCAAUGCUCCCUUUCCUUCUCCAUUCGUCAUCUACAGACCGCGGUUGAAAGCUCUUCAGAUCGCAUUCCGCUGCGGAAACAGCUCAAGCAGGAAGCUAAGGCAUUGAAGGCUCGCAAGAAGAAAAGGAGGGAGAAUGAAGAGGCCUCGCGCGAAAAGUGGGAAUUGACGGUGGGAAUAGAGAUACAUGCACAAUUGGAUACAGAGUCCAAGUUGUUUUCCAGAGCAGCAACUUCGACAAGCGAUAUCCCCAAUUCCAAUGUGGCCCUGUUCGACCUGGCGUUUCCAGGCAGCCAACCUGAAUUCCAAAUUGCAACAUUAUUACCUGCCCUCCGCGCCGCGGUUGCGCUGAACUGCGAUAUCCAGCCUGUCAGCCGAUUCGACCGAAAGCAUUAUUUUUAUCACGAUCAACCUGCAGGAUAUCAGAUUACACAGUACUACGAACCCUUUGCUAGGAACGGCUACGUCGACCUGUUUGACUACGAUGGCAUCGCUCCGGAGGACGGAGACAAGGUCCGGGUGGACAUCAAGCAGAUUCAACUCGAGCAGGACACGGCAAAGUCGCAAGAAUAUCCCCCAUCCCUGCAGCUCCUCGACUUCAACCGCGUGUCGCAUCCGCUCAUUGAGAUCAUUACUCUACCGCAAAUUCACACUCCCGCUACCGCGGCAGCUUGUGUUAGGAAAAUACAGGCUAUCUUGCAAGCAUGCGGUGCCGUCACGACUGGAAUGGAACUGGGAGGACUCCGUGCUGACGUGAACGUGUCCAUCCGGAGACGGGACGAAACACCGGGGCUCCAUGAGUACCACGGGGUCGGCGGACUCGGCCAGCGCACAGAGAUCAAGAACCUCAGCAGCUUCAAGGCCGUGGAGGAUGCCAUCAUCGCGGAAAAAAACCGACAGAUAGCGGUCCUUGAGAGCGGCGGGGUCGUGGAAGGUGAAACGCGUGGUUGGACAAUAGGGAGUACUGAGACUCGGCGACUUCGAGGCAAAGAAGGUGCCGUCGACUAUCGCUACAUGCCGGAUCCAGACAUUCCACCCUUGUUCAUCGACAGGGAUCUAGUUACCCACCUGAGGGAAAACCUUCCGACUCCGCCAGACGAGCUGGUGGAACUCCUAGUCGGGCCCGAAUACGGGCUUUCUGUUGAUGAUGCGAAACCGCUGAUUGAGCUGGACGGCGGGGCGAGGCUCGAGUACUAUCAGGAUGUAGUGGAUGAGUUGCGUGUCCUCCAGCAAGAUCAGGCUGCAGAGACCAGCGACAAGCUCGGCCGGAUCGCCGGGAAUUGGGUGCUGCAUGAACUGGGAGGACUGCUGACCAAAGCAGACGCCGCGUGGGAUGCAGAACGCGUGCCGGCAGGAACGCUGGCAGCGAUAGUGGACCAACUGCAGCGGAAACAUAUUACGGGACCGACCGCGAAGCUCGUGCUGGCCAUGGUUUUCGACGGGGAUAGACGGCCCAUCGCACAGCUACUGGAUGAGGAGAACCUGCUGCUCCGGCCGCUCUCGCGGGAAGAGUACGUUGCACUGGCAGAAUCGGUCAUCAGCAGGAACCCGCAGAUGGUGGAGCAGAUCCGCAGCAAGAACCAGCUGGGCAAGCUGGGCUGGUUUGUGGGACAGAUGAUGCGCACCGGUGAGAAAGGCCGCGUGGAGGCGCCCAAAGCAGAGGAAGUUCUACGCGAAGUGAUUCUGGGGCCAACACGAGGAUGAAGAUACCUGUACGUACAAUGACAGCGCACAUGCGAGCGAUAGUAAAUAAUAGGCAUCUGAG
Messenger RNA from Monascus purpureus, 2093 nucleotides. The record is from the annotation of a GenBank genome assembly. NCBI's taxonomy places the organism in Eukaryota, Fungi, Ascomycota, Eurotiomycetes, Eurotiales, Aspergillaceae.